CGGUACAUACGGGUCAUUCACGACCCUGCCCGCUGCUCCUCCGCCACCUUCCCCCGGACAGAGGAGUCUCUCGGCCGCUGGUAGUGUUUAUACGUCACGAUGGAUCCGCUGGUCGCUGCAAUUGACCAGGGCACGAGCUCUACGAGGUUUCUGGUGUUCAAUGCAAAAACCGCUGAGCUGGUGAGUCACCACCAAGUGGAGAUCCAGCAGAGCUUCCCCAAGGAGGGCUGGGUGGAGGAGGACCCCAAGGAGAUCAUGCAGUCGGUGUACGAGUGCAUGGAGAGGACUUGUGAGAAACUCCAGCAGCUCGACAUCGACCUGUCCAACAUAAAAGCGGUGGGGGUGACGAAUCAGAGAGAGACGACGCUGGUUUGGGACAAGGAGACUGGGGAGCCACUCUACAACGCCAUAGUCUGGCUGGACCUGCGCACACAGUCCACAGUGGAGAGUCUCAUCAACAAAGCUCCGGGUCAGAACAAGAACCACCUCAAGCCCAAGACGGGCCUCCCCAUCAGCCCCUACUUCAGCGCCGUGAAGCUGCGCUGGCUGCUGGACAACGUGGAGGAGGUGCGCCUGGCCGUGCGCAGUCAGAGAGCCAUGUUUGGCACCGUGGACUCCUGGAUCAUCUGGUGCCUGACGGGGGGCCAGAACGGGGGGGUGCACUGCACAGACGUCUCCAACGCCAGUCGCACCAUGCUCUUCAACAUUCACAGCCUGGACUGGGAUCCGGAGCUCUGCAGGUACUUUGACAUCCCGAUGGAAAUCCUCCCCGAAGUCCGAAGCUCCUCUGAGAUAUACGGCGUGAUGAAAUCCUGCUCUCUGGCAGGGGUCCCCAUCUCGGGGUGUCUCGGCGACCAGUCGGCGGCUCUGGUUGGUCAGAUGUGCUUCCAGGAAGGCCAGGCCAAAAACACGUACGGGACCGGCUGCUUCCUGCUCAGAAACACAGGCACCAAGCCUCUGAUGUCGGACCACGGCCUGCUGACCACCGUCGCCUACAAACUGGGCAAAAACGAGCCCGCCUGCUAUGCACUGGAGGGCUCCGUGGCCAUUGCAGGAGCGGUGGUGCGGUGGCUGAAGGACAACCUGGGCAUCGUGCAGUCUUCUGCAGAGAUCGAGAAGCUGGCAGCUGCAGCCGGCACGUCUUACGGCUGCUACUUUGUGCCGGCCUUCUCCGGCCUCUACGCGCCAUACUGGGAGCCCAGUGCACGAGGUAUCAUCUGUGGGCUCACGCAGUUCACCAACAGGAACCACUUGGCUUUUGCUGCCCUCGAGGCCGUCUGCUUUCAGACCAGAGAGAUCCUUGACGCGAUGAACCAGGACAGUGGCCUCCCUCUGACGCAGCUGCAGGUGGAUGGAGGCAUGACCUCCAACAGGUUACUGAUGCAGCUGCAGGCUGACAUUCUCUGCAUCCCCGUAGUGAAACCCACCAUGUCAGAGACCACGGCGCUGGGCGUGGCCAUGGCGGCGGGGGCCGCAGAGGGGGUGGGCGUGUGGAGCCUGAGCCCCAGUGACCUACCACACGCCACGUCUGAGAAAUACCAGCCUCAGAUCCACUGUGACGAGAGCGAGUUCCGCUUUGCUCGCUGGAAGAAGGCCGUCCAGAGAUCCAUGAACUGGGAGACCACAGAGCCGUGCUGCAAUGCCAACGGUUUAGGAGAGAAGAUGAAUGGCGCCCCCUGGGGGGCUCCGCCCACUCCUCCCCCCACCAGAGCAGGCCCCUAAGAUCCCCACAUGUAACUGGUUCCAGGCCUUCAUGGGAAUAUGGAAACCUGUGGAGCACGACUGGAGGAUGUGAUGCUCAUCUUUCCAGCAGUUGUGAUGAAACGGUGACAAGCUCAUCAACUUCAUGAGUCCCAUCAAGCAGCUGUUGGCGCCAGUGUCCUUUCCUCCAGCCUGACUCACUGUUCUCUAUUGCACUAGUAUUGCAUCUCACUAACAGGGAUUCUGCAGUUUGUAAAUGGUUUUGUGCAGUUUGAUACAAUUGUAACUGGAAUGUAUGAGAUUAGUUGGACUAAUUCUGCUUUUUAAAAGCUGCUGCAUACUGUACAUCAUGUUAAAGUGGGGUUUUGAGGACAGUGUUUCUAUUGAUCACUUACCUCGGUGCAGACUGAAGGGACUCCCCGUACAUUCCAUUAAGGGCACUGCUCAGACCUGAGACCCUCACAUUCACUGAUCUGAAGAUCUUAACUAAUUUAGAAUAAAGACAAGUGAAAUGAUGUGACAGUUGAGGUUUGUUAAUAUUCUGUUUAUUGUAUACAUCCGAGGACUGAUUUACUCGGAUCCUCUGUCAGGCUGACGGGAGUCCUUCAACUCCGGACUGUGUAGAGAAAUUAUGUAGAAUAAAAACUUGCACAUGA
This is a messenger RNA of Gasterosteus aculeatus aculeatus (three-spined stickleback), 2357 nucleotides long. RefSeq names its product glycerol kinase 3. The record is from RefSeq and is a predicted model, not a curated record. Lineage: Eukaryota; Metazoa; Chordata; Actinopteri; Perciformes; Gasterosteidae. Gene Ontology annotation, biological process: phosphorylation; glycerol-3-phosphate biosynthetic process; glycerol metabolic process. Gene Ontology annotation, molecular function: glycerol kinase activity. Gene Ontology annotation, cellular component: mitochondrion.